Messenger RNA from Coprinopsis cinerea okayama7#130, 3291 nucleotides. Its product is annotated as DNA mismatch repair protein MSH3. NCBI's taxonomy places the organism in Eukaryota, Fungi, Basidiomycota, Agaricomycetes, Agaricales, Psathyrellaceae. The record is from RefSeq and is a predicted model, not a curated record. The transcript has 20 exons. Gene Ontology annotation, cellular component: nucleus. The coding region runs from base 1 to 3291 and encodes 1096 amino acids. Gene Ontology annotation, biological process: mitotic recombination; mismatch repair. Gene Ontology annotation, molecular function: ATP-dependent DNA damage sensor activity; ATP binding; mismatched DNA binding.
AUGUCGCAGCGAAAACAAGCGACUUUAUCCACAUUCUUUUCUUCACCCGCACGAACUUCGGGGAAGAAACGACCGUCAGAAACUAUAGACUUGACGGAGGAUGGGUCUCCCCCGCCAACGAAGAAGUCCAAGGGUUCAUCCAGCAGAGUAGAGUCACAAUUCUUCUCAGGGACGACUUCGACGUCUCAAACGCCACAGACUACAUCUGGAGCCAUGGAAGAGUAUGUCUACUCGACGGAGAAACCCACGACUUCCAGACCCAGAUCAGCAACACAACAGAAACGACACGAGGCGUUCAAGAAACGCCUGCUCUUAAAUAACGAGUCUUUCCUGCCUUCCGGGGCUGCGGCAGAACAGGAAACUGGUGAACAAGGCAAUGGUGCAAGUUCAGAAGUCGAAGACGAAGCGACAGGAUCGGAAUCGGAAGGCGACAAUUCCGACGACCAAUUCCAACGGUUGCAGGAAUUAUUUUCCAACAAGAGUAAGAAGGUUACGAAGGGAAAGGGUACCAUGAUAACCAAGAAGCCUCUCAAAAAGGCAGCCGAGAUAGGGCCCAGUGGGAAGGCUUAUACUCCUCUCGAACUUCAGGUUCGGCGGCUUAUCCAAGAAAAUCCGGGAACGCUUCUCAUGGUGGAAGUUGGGUACAAAUACAAGUUCUAUGGCAAAGACGCGAAGACGGCUGCCACUGCAUUGGGAAUGGCGGCAUACCGAGACAGGAAUUUUAUGGUGGCGUCAAUCCCUGCGCACCGGAGAGACAUCUAUCUGAAGAAGUUACUGUCCCUUGGCCAUAGGGUUGGAAUUGUUAAUCAAAUCGAAACGGCGGCUCUGAAGAAAGUUGGCGAUAAUAAGAGCGGUCCCUUCGAGAGGAAGUUGACCCACCUGUACACCGCCGCCACCUAUGUAGAUCAGUUAAACUCCGUGGAUGACUCGGAGCGGUACACGCCCCCGCCUGUUAUGUGCAUCAUAGAGGAGUGGAAGGACAAGAAUCCAGGAAAUACAUCGUUCGGUAUCAUUUCGAUAUGCCCCGCAACAGGAGAUGUGGUCUGGGAUGAUUUUGAGGAUAAGGCUAUGCGAAUAGAAUUGGAGACCCGUUUGUCUCAUCUGCAACCCGCGGAGAUUUUACAGCCCAGGAAGGGCCUUUCAGAUCCCACCAAAACCAUUUUAACCGAUUUCUCCGGAUCAUCUGGAAAUGCGAUACGUCACGAAUAUUUUGACCAGCCAAUGACCUACUCAGAUGCCUUCGAGGUAGUAACAGAGUUUUACACCGACAAAAGCAAGUCAGGUGCAGCUUCGGAAUCCUUCCGAUCCGGGCAGUUGAUGGCAGCGAUUACUGAUUUUCCCAAAUCCGUGGUGGUGGCCCUAGCCCAUGCCAUCAAACAUAUGUCUGCAUUUGGGAUGGCUGACGCCUUCCUGGAGACCCGUUUCUUCUCCAAGUUCGCCACAAGGGCUCAUAUGCUUCUUGGAGCGAAUACCUUGUCCAAUUUGGAGAUCUAUCGGAACGAAACUGACGGGACAGCGAAGGGAUCGUUAAUUGAGAUCUUGGACCGAACUAAAACCAAAUUUGGGGCGAGACUACUCCGUAAUUGGGUGGGUCAUCCAUUGGUUGACAAACGGAUCCUCCAGGAGCGUGUUGAUGCUGUGCAAGAAAUCAUCGAGAGUUCCUCCGAAAGGCUUAUGGUACUGAGAGAUGUCCUCAAACAACUUCCGGACUUGGCCAAAGGCUUGUCGCGAAUUCAAUACGGUCAAUGCACUCCCCCCGAGCUGGCGAUUCUUCUCCCUGCAUUCAACAAGAUUGCAACGGCAUUCGACGGGGAUGACAUUUCGGACGCAAGUGCAGUGGGAUUUAAGUCGUCAUUGCUGAAUGAAAUUAUCUUCGUCCUACCCAAGCUUAAGGAGCCUGUUCAAAAGCUCUUACGAGACAUCAACCUACGAAAAGCAACGGAGGACAAAAAAGAUUCGCUAUGGAACGACUUCGAUAAGUAUCCUGAUCUAGCGGACGCUGAUCUGGCGUUGCAGGCGAUUGAGAUGGAAUUGAAUGAAGAACUCAAAGCGGGUUGGUCUGGCAUUAAUACCUUUGCCCACUUCCCUGCUCACACAGUUCCCAGUACGAAGACAGUUACGUGCCUUGUGGAAGUGAAAAAAAAGGACAAACGACCGAUCCCAGAGACCUGGAUCGUGCAUUCGACAACCAGAACGUUAGCCCGUUAUCAACCACCUAGCGUACAUGCCAAGCUUCAAGAGAAAGCUCAAAUGAAAGAGAGACUGGAGGCUGCAGCAAAUGCCGCUUUUCAGUCCUUCCUCCAAGAUAUCGCAGACAACUACUACGGUCUAUUCCGCGACGCUGUCAAUAAGCUUGCAAUUGCCGACUGUCUCUUCAGCUUAGCCCACGUGGCUUUGCAGGAGAACUACGUUCGUCCCGAGUUUGUGGAAGAGGAUGUGAUUGAGAUCGUUGAAGGCCGCCAUCCUAUGAUUGAGAGGCUGAGGGACACACCUUACAUUCCCAAUUCGAUAUGUAUGGGCGGAAAGAAACCUCGCAGCAAAAUUAUCACUGGCCCGAACAUGGGAGGGAAGAGUUCAUGCGUUCGAACCAUUGCUUUGAUCGCUAUCAUGGCUCAGAUAGGCUCAUAUGUUCCAGCCAACUCGGUCCGAAUGAAGCUUAUGGACUCGGUCCUGACCAGGAUGGGCGCUUCGGACGAUAUCACUCGGGGAAAGUCGACGUUCAUGGUCGAGAUGUCUGAAACCCGCGAGAUCCUUGACGCAGCGACAGACCGUAGCCUAGUAAUCCUCGACGAACUUGGUCGUGGAACCUCCACUUUCGACGGGAUGGCUAUCGCGGACGCAACUUUGCAUUAUUUGGUCGAAGCGAAGAGAUGCAAAACAUUGUUCAUCACCCACUACCCUAUGGUCGCUACCCGCCUCCAAAAGAGAUUCCCGUCAGAUCUCGAGAACCUUCACAUGGCAUACUCCACCAGCGUCCAGAUUGACGGGACACGGACAAUCACUUUCCUAUAUAACCUUACUUCGGGCCUUGCACCAGAAUCAUUCGGGAUCGAAUGUGGCCGUUUAGCAGGGCUUCCCGAAAAUCUUCUGCGGAUUGCCUCUCAGCGGUCGGAUCAAUUGCAAAAGGAAGUACAGAAACGAAUUGCGCGGAAUCGAAUACGAAAGGCCUUGCAGCUGAUGCGACAACUGAGCCGGAGCGAGGGUGGCCUUGAAACCGAUAUCAAACUUGCCGAGCUGGAGUCCCUGGCCCACGCACAGACCCUGUCAUCCGACGACGCCCUUCAACCAUGA